UUGGAACGAAGAUGGCGGAAGGUGGAGGGUCCACCAGUGGAUCUACUUUUGGAGUUUUCCCUUAUCCAAAUGAUCCACUUCCUCUAAAAACAUUAUACCCAUUUGUGAACGAAGAUGAAACGCCUAUACCUCGCUGUUGGAGUUCAAAAGACAGAUAUAAUCAUAUUGGAUUAUCUCAGAAUAAUCUACGCGUGCACUACAAGGGUCCUGGGAAAUCUCACAAAGAUGCAGCAAGUGUUCGAGCAACUCAUCCCAUCCCAGCAGCCUGCGGCCUUUACUACUUUGAAGUCAAAGUGAUCAGUAAAGGACGAGAUGGCUACAUGGGAAUUGGCUUGAGCAUCCAAGGCUUGAGCAUGAAUCGCUUGCCUGGGUGGGACAAGAAUUCUUAUGGCUACCAUGGUGACGAUGGACACAGCUUCUGCUCCUCGGGCAAUGGUCUGCCUUAUGGACCAACCUUCACUACUGGUGAUACGGUUGGCUGUGGUGUAAACUUGGUUGAUCGCACCUGCUUCUACACCUUGAAUGGUGUGCUGCUGGGCACUGCUUUUCGGGACCUGCCUAAAGACUUGUAUCCAACUGUAGGUCUUCAGACUCCUGGUGAAGUAGUGGACGCUAAUUUCGGUGCAUCAGGCCCAUUUUUGUAUGACCUGCGCCCCAAGCUGGAAGAAGUGCGAGCAAGUGUGCACCGCACCAUCAUAGAGCAUCCCCUGAGUUUGCCUGGGGGUGAGCCUUGUGACCAAGUCAAGUGGACGGAUAUUCUCAACAAGAUGGUGACGAGCUACCUCGUGCAUUAUGGCUAUUGUUCUACUGCUGAAGCCUUUGCCAGGGCCUCCACCACCGACUUCACUGAAGAGGUCGCCUCCAUACGCAACAGACAGCGUAUUAACAAGCUGAUCAUGUGCGGCAACAUUGGAGGAGCGAUUGCACUUGUUGAAGAACUCUACCCCAAAUUGCUCAAUGACAACCCAAACCUCCUCUUCCGUCUCAAGGUGCGUCAAUUCAUUGAGAUCUUGCGAGGCACGGAGCAGCAAAGUCACGUUAGUGACACCAACGGCGCAACAAACGGCUUUUCUGCUCCACCAUCAAUGGAGGACCCGGCGCCUUGCUUGACGCCUGAUAAAGUACUAAAGCACACAUCAGUAAUUCAGUCAACAAGAACAGCACUCCAGCAAAGCGGCAUCAGCAGGAGCAGCAAAGGAACGCCCAUGCAAGCUCCGAGUGAACUAGAACUGAAUGCUCGUAACAGCUCCUCAACAUUUGGUGGUGCGGACAGCAACAACAGCGAUGGCAAUAGAUCAUCACGGUCACCCCCUCUACCUAUUGUCUUCUCAUCGUCUGAUCACGGCAGGCCUGAGGCCAUCACAGUCCCAGACGAAGAGAGCAGUGACACUGAAAUGGAUUGCUUAGACGAGCCAAUGCCUGUGACUGACGAUCGUCCUGCGGGGGAUUUGAAUGGAGUCUCGAAUGGUGUUGAUCAGCAUCCGAAUGAUGAGGAUAUGCUUGUUGAUGAUGACGAGCCUGAAGUUCCACAAACUAACGGCACUUGUAGUGUUCCAUCGCCAAAAUCUCAGGGUGGAAGUUGCGGCUCAACAAAUUGGCCUCGAGGAAGUCACGUUGAAACCGUAUUGGCAUUUGGCCGCGAGUUGCAAGCCAUCAGCGAGAAGUUGCGGCGCACGCAUGGCAAGAACAAGGCCAACAAACGCAUGCUGCAGGACGCGUUCAGUUUGCUUGCGUACAACGAGCCGUGCUUGUCACCGCUCGGCUGGCAGCUGGAAACUGCGCAGCGCGAGCCCGUUUGUCAAGCCCUCAACUCUGCCAUUCUCGAGUCUCAAAACUUGCCUGCUCGUCCAUCUCUGGAGGUUUGUGCGAGCCACGCGCAGCAACUGGUAAACCUCAUGUCGAGGUCGGGCUUGGGGGCCUCGGCGUUCACUCAGAUCACCUCACUUCUGCACCACUCACCUAAGCCUUAUCAAAUCCAGCGUUGUUCUGUCAUGACGGAGACAUUUCCACAAGUUGUUGGCUUGCAAGCGCCAUCAACAGAUCUUGGCGAACCGAGACGAAGGUCUAAACGGUCUCUGACGGGCGACCGUUUUGAUAACAGUUUACCAGAACCUUUACCUCCUCGAGUGUCUUCUGUGAUCUCUACUACCUCUCAUGUAGCCUCAAGCUCAACCACGAGCUCUUUACCAUCCACGUCUGUCUCUAGUAGUAGUAAUAACAACAAUAAUAAUAAUGCUUUGCAAGCAGCUUCGAGUAACUCUUUUCAGUUGUUGGAGUCUAGAAUAAGUUCCCCGAUUGGGCAUCUUACGGCAGAAGAGAACAGUGCUGAGCAUCUAAACGGCAAUGCCGUUGUUUCUGAUGAGGAAAUGGUUACCGGUGGUGGUGAUAAUAUUGGUGAUUCCUUCACGUCUUUACGGAUGAGUCAUUUUGACGGCCAUAAUUACAACGAAGAUUUUAUAUUGAAGACAAGUUCUGAUGUUGUGGACUUUGCAUCUCCUGCUGCUGGUUCAAGACUACCUACUUCCCAAGACAAUUCAUUGAGUAAUUCCUUGUCUGGUCGGGCUGGAGAAGUGCUAGACGACGCUGUACAGUUCCUGCAGAGCAACAGCGGCCUGCAGCUGUGGCGUGCUGGCGAACGACCUGCCGCUCAGGGCGACCUUGUGUUGCCUGAAGCUUCUGCUGCUGGCGCUCUACCCUCGUCUACGCCUUCCUCGUCUACAUCAUCCACGUCAUCUUCCAUAUCAGCAUUAGAUCCUUCCAGCAGUAAUGUGACUGAAACAAAUUGGCAGACUACUCCAAGACAAUGACUAAGAGCAACUACUGAAAACUGGCAGCAAUAUCAUGACUGGUCUUCUGGGAGCCACUCCGCUGCAGAAAGCUACUCUCCUGCUCACAGCUCUGUGCACUCGGCUGAUCUUCAUGUCUCGGCGCGCGUCCAUGGUCCAUCGGACCGGGCGAAUUCCUCAGCCUCCCUCGAUGCACCUAGUUGCGCCGAUUCUGUGAAUGAUCAUCCAAUAGAAAUUUCACAUUGUGCGGCAACACACAAUUCGACUCAAUUACAAUCCCAACCUUCAGCUGUGAUCCAUGCUUCCUCGGCUGUCAGCCUUUCUCAUGAUGAAAGGUAUUGCCAAAUGUCAAAAUGUGCAUUUCCCAAAUCUGGAAGUUAUUCCAAUUCACGUGUAGCGGCUACAGAACUUAGCACCUGUGAAAAUGUUCAUUCUACGCUUACGAAUUUAAACCAGGAUAUUGCUGCUAGUUGUGGAGAGGCUUUUCGCCACUGUGUUGAUUCUCCUACAUAUCACGACUCAGAUCGUGCAGCAUCUAAGUAUCAAAUUAAUGCGGAUAGUCACUGUGCUACAUCUACCGCUCCAUGCAGUGCUUCAGACUCUGGUUCCAAAAGUGAAGAAUUGCUCACUCCACAAACUGAAACCCCGGAUCCAGUUGGUGCUGAGGCUGAUGGCAGAGGUUUGGCUAGGGUUUCCGGGAGUUAUGAUGAAAAUGCUGACCACGUUUUGGAAUCGUCCUCAGCUCUCUCGGUAUGCUCCGGACUAGGUGGGAAAUGCGUCUCUCUUCAAGCCAGCGAAGAAGAAAAUGCCUUCAUGGCUGUAUUCUGUUGUCAGACCGGCAGUUGUGUACAAAGUUAUUCAUUUCGUACAGUUAUGUGCGAAUGUAAUGUUAACAUUAGCGAUCACUUUAAUUUCUCUUUUUCUAAGUUUAGAUUGAGUUGUGAUAGCAAUAACAGCCCUAGAUGCUGUAUUCAGGAUAUAAGUGCAUCUUUUGAUACGGAUGAAGAAACUAGGCAAAAUGCAUAUAAAGAAGCUCCUGUUGCCUCCCGCUCCUUUGACCUCUUGACUUGCAACACUCCAGAUGGACUUGAUUCGUCUGUUGAUAACUUGAAAUCUCUCAAUUCUAGUUCAUCAUUAAGUGAAGACAUUUUGGGUCUUUCUGUUGCUACGUCAAGUGGAUCGUUGAGUGAUGAUGUCGGUGAUAACGUAAAGAGUUGUAAUGUAGAUGUGUCUCCUGCUGAUCCAACACCUUGUUCCCAAACGCACGAAAAGUAUUUAUGGGAUAUGGUUGAUAUCCACGAAAACUGGGAACCUCCCCACAGCAGCUUUCUAGAUUCUAAGUGUUCAGAUAAGCAUGAGCAUCAUUCUUCAGUUGCCUUCGCGGCUACAAAUAAAAUGACAAACAAGCGACCAAGUCCAUUGAAUUUGUGCUCCACAUCUCCAUUGUUGGCCUUACGCUAUUUGAAGCCGGCAUCAUGUGAACACAUCACGGAUUCAAAAAACUCGCUAACAUUAGAAAGCAGUUCUUGCACAAACCUCCCAGCAGAAGAGCAACGUCAUGGCAUUGCCGAGGUAGAAGAUUUGCUGAACCUAAGUGAAAGCAUUCUAGACGAGACGUUAGAAUGUCCGAUUGAUGGUAGGGACCUUGACCGUGAAAAGAGUUUGGAGCCUGUUCGGGUGGAAGCCGCACUCAAUCAUAAUUUUCGGUCAAUAUCUUCAUCGUGCGGGGAAUACCCGUACAGCUUCAAGUACCAAGAUUUCUGUGGUCACUCAUUUCUCGAUUUUGGCGAAGAAGAAGAGAGUUCUGACUGCAUGCCGUUUCCAGGUGAUCGUCAUCACUUGCUGUACAAUGAUACACGCGACUGUCAACUGAGUGCAGAUGGACUAGAAACAUCCGUCUUGAAGUGUUCGUUCAAUUCUAGUGAUGAUGAUGCCGAGGACGAAGCAGAUGUGGAAUGGGGCGGUGAAGAAUCACACGAGCUCAAUCGUCUCACUGAUGUAGGAAGUCGUUACUUCGCUGAAAGCUUCACCCCGCGAGGCUUCGGCUGGCGGAGCGUUGGGCAUGAUAGUGAGCCCUCGCUUGACGAGUCCAAGAAGUGGGAGCUUUAUUCUCGUUGGGUUGAUGAAGGAACCCCGGCGACUUAUUGUGGUGUAACCUCCUCUUCAGCCGUUCAAUCUUCGCCCACAGAGCCCUAUUUUUGUUCGGAAAUUCCUGCUAUUCGAGGUACUUAUGCUGAUUUUGAAGACUCGGAAGGAAUAAAUUUUUCCAGAAGAUCUAACUUAGUCCAAAGUCCCCUUACUAAAAGUUAUCGGAAUCGUCGUUCCAAUAAUGAAUCCAAUCAAUACUGCACAGAAAACAGCUUCUGUUUGAGUAACACCUCAACAAGUUCUCCAACGGGACCAAGCCCUUUCCAUUUUCGAAAUGAUGAUGUGGUGACUAACGAAAUCAACGAUGAUGGUUCUCGUUCUUUAACCAACUGUUCGAAUGUUAAUGCCUUUAUGAUAUCAGAAGCGAGUAUGAGCUCGACUCCUCCCUCUUCAAGUUCUUCCUUUGAAUGCCAAUUUAGAAACGACACAGGCAAAUUUCCCUUUGAUUGUACAUUCGAAUCUUCUCAAGACAUUUUUGUUAGUUCGUUGUCCUGUGAGUUUGACGAGACUCUAGACCGUGGCUACGAGUCGGAUAUUUGCAUGCCUGAUGUAAAUUCAACAUCGCAUGAGAAACCUGACGAUUCAUUAGAAAUUUCUACUCUGACAUCGGUGAUCACUCCACCAACGCUUGCAGUGACCUUAGAUGAAUCGCCCAACUGUGAAGAUGUGACUACAGGCAUAGAAUCUGAAUCCAGCGCAUUUCUAAAGCCGUCGCUUGAUGUCGGGAGUAAAGGUGAAGAAGGUGUAAACGAAGUACCGGUAUAUGGUUUUGAGAGGCAGGCUCAUUCAUGUGCGCAAUUCUCUCAUUGGGAGGAAGACGAAUGUGAUUCUGACGUUCCUUCAAAUGAUGAAAUACACUCGCUUCCUUCAAGAAACUGUCUCAUCUCGACAUCUAAGUGUACAGAUUCUGAUGUUAAUGUAAGCUCUUCUAACGGGCAUGAUACAAACUCUCAAGUUCGCGGGACGUCUUUCAACAAAAAUCAGUCAAAUGAAUCUCCACUAAGUUUGCAGCCUCGUUCAUCCUCAAUUUUUGCUCAUUCCAAUCUUGGUAGUGCUGCUGUUCGUUAUCGUUCGUCAUAUUCUAUGGCUCAAAGUAGGUGUGUUCAGUUUUACCUUACCUCGUCUCUGUUCCCUGCAAGUGGACCCUACCCAAGGUACCGAGUUUCAACUCCAAAACCAGGCAACUACGCCAUAUCCGAAAUGCUAUUACCCGUGCCGUCUUCGGUAUUGCCUUCAUGCUUAUUUUCUAUUGAUAAAACUUUGCCAGCAUCAUGGUUGAGUGCCUCUUCCCGUCUCAUGCCUGUUUCGCUUUCGGCUCAGUCGUCCUCUCAUGCCACGUUUUCGCCACUCCGUCUAGCAGCCGUUGAGGAAAAAUCGCAUUCCCAGGUUGAUGGCGGGAAGCCCUGCCGGGAUCCAGUUGCAGAUGUUCCUUCCUCUUUCUUUAGCUCCAGAACCUAUGUAGUAGCAUCAAAUCCUGGUGACGGUGGUGGCACAACAGGAAAGAUAUCCAAGCCCGUUUCAUUAUACAACGAACCUACUAUUUCAAACUCUCGAUCAUCUUUACACCUGCUUUCUUCUCUUGUAAGGCCAUCAUCCAAAGCAUCAGGACAGUCAUCGAGGAACUCUUCUAAUACCGGAAUUGCGCCUGUUAUGUCCAUAGCUAAUUCCGUUACAAAUUCGUAUAAUCCAUUCGUUUCUGAAAACGUAUGCUGCAUUCGGACUUCCGUCACUUCUUAUCUUGGCGAUUACUCUGAUGACAGUGCUGGAUGUACAUUAAAUCAUUCCCUUGCCAAGAGUGAUGGUUGUAGCGGGGCUUGUACGGUUUCAACUCCGAGUUCUUGUUCAUUACCAUCUGUCAUGUCCGCGUCAUCCGCCACUAGUAAUUCAUCUCGGAAUUACCCAUCAGCCACACAUACUACUUCAUAUGAAGAAAAUAAUCCUAUAAUCUCAUCGCUAGCAUUUUCGUUAGGAUCUUCAAACUCUUUUUCUGUUCCUACUUCGUCGACAAAUUUAUCCUCCUCCUGUCCGGAUUCCUUCUUGUCGACUAUUAAUCGUAAUUCUUGCCGUUAUCUCGCGUCACCGCACGUUUCGUGUCGAGCUGUGGACACUCGUUUUUCCGUGUCAGGACCAGGCAGUUUAUCAUCAUUCGUCGAAUAUUCAUCUACGAAUGUCGCGACAACUAGCAUUUCUAUAAUCAAGGCUUCUGUAUCAUCCCCGUUGGUAGCGACCGCAGCGGUUUGAAUUUUCAUUGCUGGUUGGAUUGACGUUUUCUUUGUUUGAAAUCUGCAUGCAAGUAGUGCGUGGGAUGCCAACUGAGGAAAUUUUGUAGCUCGUUAUUAUAUUCUCGAUACUCUCAGUAACCAUGCUUUGUGUAUCGAUGCUCAUUUUUUAUCUUGUCGGUCCAUUUCCUAAGUGCGCAAGAAAUAUGUAUUCGCUAUAGAACUUGAGUUGAAAGUCAUGAAAUUUAGCCUUUCGUUCCUUUUUCUUCGUAUAAUUCUCGUUCCUGCAACGUGAGUUCCUCAUAGCAGUUUGUGAAGGUUUACCGUGCAAUACAGACGCACUGCUCGGCUAGACUCGUGUCCUUGAUGUGCGUGGUAUUGUCGUUAGACUGAGUACGAUCUGUUGGCAAUUUUUCAUCUCGGUGUCUCAGAAAAUAACAUUUUAAUUAUUUAAAAUAUAUACCCGUUUCCAAAUUAGAAAACCCCACUUCAUAUUGUAUUUUUAUCUUUCCUUUAUUCGUAAAAAUGAAAUAAAAAAUGUUAGCUAAAAUUAUACCUAGUGUUUUACUCUUUGGCAAUAAUGGAAACGCUGUAAAUAUGGCUUAUUUGUUGAGAAAAAAUCCUACAUUUACCCCUUAGUACUAGUGCUAUCAAUGUGAUGCGCUAGGAAUUCCUUUCGUUAAUUUGAGAGAUCUAGUGUAAUUCUUGUAGAUUGGAAAAGCCUAUAGCAGUGGCUCGUAUUGCCGACUGCUUCCUCAACGUGACGAUACUCCACGGAAUUUCAAAGACGUUAUAAUUCCUUAGCGGAUUUUUUUCUAUUGCUGCAUGAGCUGCUGCGUAUUGAUCUCAAAAUUUUGCGUACUAAUCAUGAUUAUUGUCCUGCCGUGGCUACCAUCCAUCUGGAUUAGAAUUUGGUCAAUGCCUUUCAUCUUCGAUCCACCAUCCAUUUUUCCCCCUGUUUCAUCGCAUCAUAUUUAAUAUGGUAUCUUUGUUUUUGUAUCUCUGUAGGUCGCCCAACAUGAUUAUCGUGCCAAUUAACUGGAAAAGAUUCAGCCGGCGACGAAUCUGAUUUAUUUCUCGACUGCUCAAUACCCACAUCCCUUGUCCAGCGGGCUUCACAGUGUGUACCUUCCCAUUCAGCAACGCGUUUCCUUUCACUCUCUAAUUUGUAUCUCAUAUUUGUAUUAAACAAGCUAACUCUAUUUAGGGAUGUAGAGUUCAGGCAUGAUUUCACAUGAACAUACAGACGCAUGAAUUUCGGGAAUUCAUACAACGCUUUCUAUUUCUCGACAUAGGAGUCGCUCACUCGUCGCUGAUCGCAAUUCACCGAGAUUCUCUUAUCAAAGAAGACGAGACAAGACAAGCCCGAGUUCAGAUUUUGUCAGUGAAGUCGUUUACCAUGUACAUUGUGUAUAUAAAGCAUGAGCUUGCUUUGUGCUAGCGAGCAUCUUUAUCAAAGCCAUCUGUACCAAUGGUACCGUAAUAUUAUUAAUAAAUAUAACAAUUACGAAGCUGCAGUAAUGAGCUCACACUUGCAAGAUAUUGUAUGGGACUUGUUGGGUGAGGUGCGGGAGCCUUCAUGUCUCGUAUCUUUUCGAGUAACCUCACGUCGAGCGGCAUUGUACACCGGAGUGUUUCUAUUAGGGUGACAUAUAGUGUCUUCAUUUUUUUUCAUGCUGCAUUUUUAUUUGUCGCGUAAUUAAUUGAAAUAAGAUAAUCCAUAACGCAUUUCUAAUUUGUCUGACAAGCGGUUUCUAUAUUCACUUUUGCCACUAUAACUUCUCUCAACCUAACGUUUUGACUAAUAAGGUCCAGAAUGUGAAAAAGUCGUUAUGCCAGGAUUAUUACACCCAUAUUUAGUUCAAUGUUGCUCCUUACACAAGUCUUUAAUUUGAUUAUAUAUAUUUUUUUUCAAUUUGAGUUUUGCCAGUUUCAUCAUAGCAAGGUUACUUGAGUCUUUGAAAAAGAGUUGAACCCGUUGCUUCUCCUUGGGUGUUGAAAGUCCUACGUUGAUAUUACAUGCUUCUUCCUGGCAAACUUCAAUGGAAAUUUUUACAACGAAAAUUUAUUAUCUAUCUCACGAAUUCAUGGUGAAUUUAAGUUAAAUAGAGACGUCAAUCCUUUUCCCCGAGUGCCUUGAUCUUAGCAUCGGCCGGGAACAUUUGCUAGUUUUGUGCUUCACGAAAGACGUUUCUUAUUUUUCUAUUCAUUAAUAUGAUUGAUGUGAAUCACUCCCUUUCUUUUAUUUAUAUUUCCCUUCAUUUUUCAAUGUGUCAGUACAUACUGAAAUUUUGUCAUUUCAUUGGGAUACCGAGCUUCAAAUUCCUCAUGCCUCCAGACGUGAACUUUUAAUCGUGUGAAUGUGUUCGAUGCCUUCAUGAUGUAUCUUUAAUUGUGAGUUUCAAUAAAAGAAAAUUUGAUGUACCA
This is a messenger RNA of Hyalella azteca, 9580 nucleotides long. RefSeq names its product ran-binding protein 9 (gene RanBPM). Bases 12 to 2807 code for a protein of 931 amino acids. Gene Ontology annotation, cellular component: cytoplasm. The transcript has 13 exons. The record is from RefSeq and is a predicted model, not a curated record. Lineage: Eukaryota; Metazoa; Arthropoda; Malacostraca; Amphipoda; Hyalellidae. Gene Ontology annotation, biological process: cell surface receptor signaling pathway; cytoskeleton organization. Gene Ontology annotation, molecular function: protein binding.